AUGAUAGUAGCAGAUGUCGAAUAUUCGUCUUCCUCUAUCAUUGCUGAAACUCCUGCUGUUACUCCUUCGUCUGUACUUAGGACGAACAGGCUACCCCAGCACUGUCUACGCCGAUCCUUUUCUUCAAAAACGCCGACGCGCUUCUUUACAAAGAGCGAACAUCCAGGGAUCGACUGGACCUCGAAUACUGUUGUUCCAUCUGCUUGCCUCCGAGUUGUCGCCUUGAACCCAAAAACGAUCCUUCAACUGGCACUCCCUGACUUCACGAUCGAACUACACCAAACAAUCCCUGUACCAGAACAGCGACAUCAGUUCGAAAUCGGACCGCUUGUUCCUUGCCCUUUCUUUGUUUAUGACCCAACAAAGCCGCCCUCCUCCGCCCUCCUUUUUUUUCUUUUGGUCAUAGCUCCCUCCCUCCCUCCUCCUCCUCCUCCUCCUCCUCUCUCUUUUUUCCACACAAGCCACGAGAAAUCAGGGCGGAGUCGCUCUUCUGUACGAUUGGAAAGCUUCGCCAUAUUUGUUCCGUCCAGCAACAUGGAGAGGCGGCAAAUGAUAUGUAGGCAUGGAAACGAAGGGCAGCAACAUCCUGCCCGUAUUGCAUCUGAUGUCGCUGAGAAACAGCAAAUCUUCUCUUCCUCUUCCUCUCUUUUGCUCCUGGGGCGGAAGGAACGUUAA
Acanthosepion pharaonis is the source of this 675-nucleotide messenger RNA. NCBI's taxonomy places the organism in Eukaryota, Metazoa, Mollusca, Cephalopoda, Sepiida, Sepiidae. The record is from the annotation of a GenBank genome assembly.